AUCCUUAUCAAAUUCAUUCACAUCCGACCUUAUAUACUUUACUCGUCUCUGAAUACAUCUAGCUGUCCAUAAGCAUCCAUAUCCCACACGCGAAAACUAGGUUCUUGAGUUAAAGCUGUUCUUCCGGACAGAUGAAGUCUGGAUGAACCCUCAAGAACAAUAUCAUCAUAUCUUGGGCUCCAUGAUUUGCCCCAUUCGAAACCUAUCUCCCAUCGACGCCGAUACUUCAUAAUACAUGACCAAAUCUAUUAGCUCAAUUCAGAUUUUAAAUCUUCCCACAGUCCCAAGAUAAUACCUAUCAAUCCAAGGUUUGGAAAUUCACACAAUCAUUUUAUUUACCUUCAACAAAGACGUGGAUUUUUUUUAUAGAUUAAACAAGGCUACGGCUCCAAAACAUAGCUCAAUAUUCUCUAUCUUCAGAAUUAUCACGCGCUCUCUCGAAGAUCAUCGACCUAAGACGCGCUCGUGGGUUCUUUUGCUUACCUCUCACACGACCUCAUCACUCUGAUCAGUCGCACUGCUUCAAGUUGCUUCUCUGCUAUUCGACGCACAAUAACCACUUUCUACACUCGUUUGCAGCUCUAUCAACCCGUCACGACGAUAUCUUCACCUCUUGAAUAUCGAAAUGCGACAUCCACUCGCCUUGCUGGCGGUGGUUAUCGUCUUGCUGUGUUCCUUACUAUGCAUGGCAGAUAAGUCAAGUUCGAGUACCAGUUUGGAUGUCCUAACCCUUACUUCAUUCACUACCAUUCAACCAAAACCCAUCAUUAUAACAUCCUCGGAAGUAUGCUUCCCGCGCUGGCAAGAAGGGUGCAUUCUCAGCUAAUGAGUAUAUUAGUAUGUGACUCCAAGUACUAAGUCUCAAGGAGAAUUUACCGUGACUGGGGCAUUGGUCAUAAUUUCUACAAAUUACCCGCCAAAUGAGUCACCAGUAAGAGGAACUUCGACGGAAUUCCGCACUUUCACGUAUCCAGGACCAAUCGAGACAACAUUCCCAACGGUGUCAACAAGUACCUUGAGCUUACCUAUCCCACAAACCGCCGUCACUUCAAGUACUGAAGACAGCAAAACAGGACCAUUGACAUCGGAUUUCUCAUCGAAGACCACUACAAGCAAAUCUGAUGUUAUGCCUGUCUCUUCCACAACAUCAUCCUCAACCAUGACAUAUGCCACAUCCCCAUCAACAUCAACAGCAUCCAACAGGGAAGAUCAUAAGUCAACACCAAUUGUGGUCAUAAUAGUUCCUAUCAUUGUUGGUGCGGUCCUCACUCUCGCAGCAAUCGGCUUGCUUAUAUGGUGGUUACGUAGAAGGAACUUGCAGAAGAGAAACAAUGAUGCACUACCCUUUAUUGCACUACCGGGAGGAAACAUGCAUGAUGGGCAGACUUCACACAUAAACAAAGGGAAUAGGAUAUCCUUCCAGAGGAUUAGCUUGCGAAAGGACCGGGCAAGUUUCUUCGAUGCUUUAGGCUCGACGAGCAAAAAGUUAUGGCCGUCUUGGCCUUUUGGUGAAAAGACGACCUUGGGCACUGAUUCUAUCAAACAAGCCAUUAUGGGGGCUGCAGUACCAGUUCCGUUAACACCAUCACGACCCGUAAGGUCUUAUGAGCAAGAAUUGCAGUAUGUCACCAGCCCUCUACCAGCUGAGCUUCCCGGCGAUUCCACGUUACCUCAUGAUAAAGCCCCGACUGUCCACCGAUCAAAAUCUCUGAAUGGUACAUCUAUCGCUCCUUCAAUUCUGCCAAAGUUUCCAGACAGGGAUCCCAAGUUGAGUGGAAAAGAAACCACUAGGUAUGUUUGUGCUGAGCCGGAACCUCGGCAAGUAAAAAAGAGCCUUGAUGAAUCAACACAGUCAUAUUGGUCAAACAAUGACGGCCAUAUCUCAAAUCAAAGUUCCGAGCUUCAUGGGGAGGUUCUAUCGCCUUCUACGCCGGCUACAGCAUGGCCUUCCGGCAGUAAUCGACAGCUUCUCGCACCCUCGAUCCCUCAAACUCGAAAUAAAUUGGUUACAACACCAACCAAGAAUUGGAUCGAGCCUCCGUCAAGCUUUUCCACGCCGACGAACUCUACUUCGCCCAAUACAAACUCCAGCGGUACACAGUCUACGCCAAAUAACUGGAUCGAACCGAUAUCUGACGCCGCCACCGGAAAUAGAAAUCGCUCAUACAAUGCCAUUCUCCCUUCCCCGGCAGAAGCCGAUGUUCUACGUACUGUUGCAGAACGCGAUAAUGCUCUCGCUAUGUUGGAAGGAAGAGGAAAAGUAUACGGAACGGCCAGCAUAUCCGAUAUCUAUGGCGAAGAUAAAGAACACCAGUUUCGCGAAGAGACAAUGAGCAAAGCCGUAAAAAGAAGUCUAGCACGACGAGAAGAAAUUCGGGCUCGAUUUCCAUUCGCAAGUGCACCAGUACCGGGCACCGUUACUGACGAUAGCCACGAUGUUUCUUAUACACCAACUGAGGGCGGAUCGUCCAUCCAGCGGAUUGAUAAGAAUAAUGGACAUGGGGGGUGGAUGUGAAGCAGUUACGGGGUAAUGAUAAUGAAGCCGCCAUGACUACAUGAUCGGAGGAGCAUUUGCGGCGUUUGCGGAUACCAUACUGAGCCGGUUCUCACAAGACUUUUCCCAGAUUUAUACCUCCCUCUUAUUGUUUCUUUUGUUUAUGACUGGGACGCUGAGAAAUUGAUUAGAAGGUAAAGAGUGAUUGGCCAUGGACGAAUGGAUAAAUUGAUGGGGUCAUGGAGGAUUGGGAUGACGGAGCUCUUUACAAUGAAGCGAAGCAAGCCAUAAUAGCAGAAGAAAUCUGCUCUUUCUUCCCUCUAAGAACUGCUGAUAUCUAAUGAUGAUUGGAAGGAAGUAAAUUUCCUUAAUUUUGAUAUAGAAUCAAUAGAAAUCAAUAGAACUGACAAACAAAAGUAUU
Messenger RNA from Sclerotinia trifoliorum, 2915 nucleotides. The record is from the annotation of a GenBank genome assembly. Lineage: Eukaryota; Fungi; Ascomycota; Leotiomycetes; Helotiales; Sclerotiniaceae.